AUGAGGGCUAUAAAAAGAGGGCUAGAAGCUACCUGGAAGCAUAUUCGCCUAAAACCAGAUUUUGUUGCAAUGGGGAGCAAAGCAAUGCGGUCUAGGCUGGCUCCUCUUCUUACCACCGUUUUGGUGGUAUUCGUCGCUCUUGGCUUGCCUUCAGAGACUGCAGCUGACUAUUACAAGUAUUCAUCUCCUCCUCCUCACAACUAUUCCUCACCACCACCUCUACUGUAUUCACCACCACCUCCUGUUUACAAGUCACCUCCACCACCUUACCACUAUUUCUCACCGUCACCUCCAGAGCAUUCACCUCCACCACCGCCUCCAGUUUACAAGUCACCCCCGCCACCUUACCACAACUCCUCACCGCCACCUCGAGUGCAUUCGCCUCCUCCACCACCAUACCACUAUUUAUCACCACCACCUCCAGUGCAUUCUUCUCCACCACCACCGGUUUACAAGUUACCUCCACCUCCAUUUUACAAGUCCCCACCACCACCUUACCAUUAUUCCUCGCCACCACCUCCACCGCCACCGGUUUACAAGUCACCUCCACCACCUCCUCCAGUUUAUAAGUCCCUGCCACCACCUUACCAUUAUUCCUCACCACCACCUCCAGUGCAUUCACCCCCACCCCCACCUGUUUACAAGUCACCCCCACCACCUUACCACUACACAUCACCGCCGCCUCCAAUGCAUUCACCACCACCACCACCACCACCGAUAUACAAGUCACCUCCACCACCUCCUCCAGUUUACAAGUCACCCCCGCCACCUUACCACUACUCCUCACCACCACCUCCAGUAUAUUCACCUCUACCACCACCGGUUUACAAGUCACCUCCACCACCUCCCCCAGUUUACGAGUCCUCGCCUCCACCUUACCAUUAUUCCUCACCACCACCUCCAGUGCAUUCACCCCCAUCCCCACCAGUUUACAAGUCGCCCCCACCACUAUACCACUAUAGUUCACCACCACCUCCAGUGCAUUCACCUCCACCACCAACUAUUUAUCAGUCACCCCCACCACUUCCACCAGUAUACAAGUCCCCACCACCACCUUACCACUCUCCACCACCUCCUCCAGUUUACAAGUCCCCGCCACCACCUUACCAUUAUUCCUCACCGCCACCUCCAAUGCAUUCAUCCCUACCCCCACCUAUUUACAAGUCACCCCCACCACCUUACCACUACACUUCACCGCCGCCUCCAGUGCAUUCACCUCCACCACCAACUGUUUAUAAGUCACCUCCACCACCUCCACCAGUCUACAAGUCCCCACCACCACCUUACCACUAUUCCUUGCCACCGCCUCCAGUACAUUCACCUCCACCACCACCUAUUUACAAGUCACCUCUACCACCUCCUCCAAUUUACAAGUCCCCGCCACCACCUUACCAAUAUUCCUCACCUCCACCUCCAGUGCAUUCACCUCCACCACCACCGAUUUACAAGUCACCUCCUCCAGUUUAUAAGUCCCCGCCACCACCUUACCAUUAUUCCUCACCACCACCUCCAGUGCAUUCACUCCCUUCCCCACCAGUUUACAAGUCGCCCCCACCACCUUACCACUACACUUCACCGCCACCUCCAGUGCAUUCACCUCCACCAGUAUACAAGUCCCCACCACCACCUUACCACUAUUCCUCGCCACCACCUCCAGUACAUUCACCUUCACCACCAUCUGUUUAUAAGUCAUCUCCACCACCUUACCAUUAUUACUCACCACCACCUCCAGUGCACUCACCUCCACCACCACCAAUUUAUAAGUCCCCGCCACCACCUUACCAGUAUUCCUCACCACCACCUCCAGUGUAUUCAUCACCAAUUUACAAGUCACCUCCACCACCCGCUCCAAUUUAUAAGUCCCCACCACCACCUUACCGCUAUUCCUCACCGCCACCUCCGGUGCAUUCACCUCCACCACCAUCACUUGUUUAUGUGUACAAGUCCCCUCCACCACCAGUUUACAAGUCUCCACCGCUAUCUCCCCCGGUAUAUAAGUCAUCCCCACCACCUCCUCCAGUGUACAAGUCUCCGCCACCACCAAUCUACAAGUACAAUUCACCACCACCCCCGUCUCCAGUUUACAAGUCCCUACCACCACCUGUUUACGAGCACGAGUCUCCUCCACCGCCUCCUCCAGUAUAUAAGUCACCACCACUAUCUCCUCCAGUGUACAAGUCUCCACCACUGCCUAUUUACAAAUCUCCGCCUCCUCCGGUUUACAGUUCCCCACCACCACCAAUAUACAAGUCUCCACCUCCAUCCGACCAUUACUACUAUUAUACUCCUCCUCCUCCUUCGCACUACUAACGAAUUGCAUCCAAGUUUUGAGGCAAAUUGGGAAGAGAAUCAGUGUUUGAGAGGUUCAUGAAGAUGUGGAAGAAUAAGAAUAAAAGCCCAAUGCGAGGAUGUUCUCAAGUUUUUUAAUGUUUCCGUUCUAUUUUGUAAAUUGAUUUUUGCGACUUAAUUAAUUCCCUGUUUGUGGGGUUUGUGUUGUUUUAUGUACCAUGCCGUACAUGUUUGUAAUGAUUUUUAUUGCAAAACGCCGGUUCAAUAAAAUAACUGUAUUCAUUUCG
Molecule: messenger RNA, 2576 nt
Organism: Coffea arabica (coffee)
Lineage: Eukaryota; Viridiplantae; Streptophyta; Magnoliopsida; Gentianales; Rubiaceae
Source: RefSeq, a predicted model, not a curated record